AUGAAUCUAACCGAUCUUCAAUUUGCGGACGAUACCAUCAUCUUCUAUCAAGCUGAUUGGGGCAAGGUUGUAAACAUCAAGAGGCUAUUGCGUUGCUUUAAGCUUAUUUCAGGAUUAAAGAUCAACUUUCAUACGAGUAUAGUGGGAGGAGUUAGGGUGGAUGAUAGUCUUUUGGAUGAUUUUUCUUUAGUUUCAAAUUGCAAAGCUUAUAAAUUCCCAGUGAAAUAUCGAGGCCUCCCUUUGGAGGCAAAUCCUAGGCUGAAAAAGACUUGGCAACCAGUGUUGCAAAAACUUAAAUCUAAGUUGGCUUCAUGGAAAAGAAAGAUGCUGGUGGCAGUAAUUGAUAAAAUUCGGAGUGGUUUUUUGUGGCGAGACAACGAUGUUGAGAAGAAGCUACAUUUGGUAAAGUGGGAGAAGAUGACUAAAGGGAAGGAGUUUGGAGGGUUAGGCCUUAGAAACAUUAGAGUGAUGAAUGAUGCUUUCAUUUGA
Molecule: messenger RNA, 489 nt
Organism: Camellia sinensis
Lineage: Eukaryota; Viridiplantae; Streptophyta; Magnoliopsida; Ericales; Theaceae
Source: RefSeq, a predicted model, not a curated record